Baudoinia panamericana UAMH 10762 is the source of this 321-nucleotide messenger RNA. RefSeq lists its product as uncharacterized. NCBI's taxonomy places the organism in Eukaryota, Fungi, Ascomycota, Dothideomycetes, Mycosphaerellales, Teratosphaeriaceae. Bases 1 to 321 code for a protein of 106 amino acids. The transcript is spliced from 2 exons. The record is from RefSeq and is a predicted model, not a curated record.
AUGCGAGCUACAGAACGCCUUUGGCAGCACGCGCUGCGAGUUACACUGUUCUCGCGGCCAAACUGUUCGCUGUGCGUGGACGCCAAAGAAGUGCUCUCGAAAGUAUGGGACAAGCGCCAUUUUGAGUAUCGUGAGAUGGAUGUGAUGCGUCACAAAAGAUGGAAGGACUUGUACGAGUUCGAUGUGCCAGUGGUGCACUUUGAUAGAAAGGCUGGCGGCAAUGAAGACUUCGAGACAACAGCGCAAGCUCGGAAGCUCAUGCAUCGCAUUAACGAGACCGAGGUACAGUCUGUCAUGGAUGAGGUCGAGAAAGCAGAUUGA